AUGUCUUCCAACGACCAACAGCAACAACAAUCCUCCCUCAUCGGCGGCCAUGCCCAAUACGUCAAAGGCGCAGCAGAAAGCGUAGUAGGAAGCGUAACCGGCGCCACCUCUUGGCAACAAUCCGCCGAAACAGACAAAGCGGCCGGCAUCGACAGCAUGAAGCAAGCGAGUGCGAACCGAGAUCCGCAGAAGGAUGGAUAUGGGAGCGUGGAGCAGAUGGCGGGGAAGGUGGCCGGGUGCGAAGGGAUGGAGAGGGAGGGGGAGGAGAGUAAGAAGUAG
Messenger RNA from Recurvomyces mirabilis, 279 nucleotides. RefSeq lists its product as uncharacterized. The transcript has 2 exons. The coding region runs from base 1 to 279 and encodes 92 amino acids. The record is from RefSeq and is a predicted model, not a curated record. Lineage: Eukaryota; Fungi; Ascomycota; Dothideomycetes; Mycosphaerellales; Teratosphaeriaceae.